AUGGAACGGAAAUCAGCAGUGCUGCGUCUGGACAUCCCUGAGUCCACCUCAGCAGCUCUGCACGCUCCCCUCCGGGUGUGUCCAGAGGGCCCUGAGACCCUGGGACAGACCACCGUGCUGACCACACGUGGCCGCUGCUGGCGGCCCGGCUUGGUUUCCUCACAGGGAGCCGUCUUCCACGCUGACCCCAGGCUCUCCGUCUGUAGAGGGGGGCGGAAGCUGCACCUCCUCUGGUCUAGGCUUGGAGAUCGCCAUGUUCUGUUGGUGACAAGGGCAGAGCAACCUGCCGAGCGGGGGCUGCUCUCGCUCGCCAGGCUCUCCCCUUGCGCUUUUUUUAGAAAGAGCAAAGCGGCAGGAUUUGUCCUGGCGAUUCAGGCUGCACUUGGAGCAGCUCCGGAGACCGAGGGCUUCUGGCUGGCAGCAAAUUCUUCCUUCAAGGUCCUUCUGCAGAAAGGCAACGCCCUCCCCCUCACCGACGGCAGUCCUGUCCUGGGGGGUGGGUCCCAGCAGGGCCCCCCCGCCCUGACAUGCGUCCUGGGUGUUGCAGAUAAGUUCCCAGCGGUAGAAAGGCAGCUGCUUUCAGGUUUUCUGAGCUUCCCCCAGAGCUGCUCUUUCACCUGCUCCUUUGCCCCCAGUGAAAUUUGCCCUUUGCUGUGUACAACAACGUCGUCAGUGAGGAGCGGCCAGGCUUCUGACUGA
This is a messenger RNA of Rangifer tarandus platyrhynchus (Svalbard reindeer), 699 nucleotides long. The record is from the annotation of a GenBank genome assembly. Lineage: Eukaryota; Metazoa; Chordata; Mammalia; Artiodactyla; Cervidae.